AUGCCUACCGUUCACAAGCGUCUAAUAUGUUGUUGCGAUGGAACCUGGAUGGACAGUGAUGAUGGAUUUAACAAACCUACUCUGAUUCCUUACCAACCUUAUGCAACUGUACAGGUACCUUCCAACGUGACACGCAUCUCACGUGCUCUAACUAGAGUUGGUGAAGAUGGGAUCCAUCAAAUCAUUUUCUACCACGCGGGUGUAGGAACUUCGGAAGGCUUUCUAGACUCUUUCACUGGGGGCGCCUUAGGUAGAGGAAUAUCAGAAAAUAUCCGGGAAGUUUACAGUUUCGUCGUCACAAACUACACUCCGGGUGAUGAAAUCAUCCUGAUCGGGUUUAGUCGAGGCGCUUUUACGGUCCGAAGUGUCGCAGGCAUGAUAGACAAUAUUGGUCUACUUACUCGAUCUGGAAUGGAGUCUUUCUAUCCUAUCUUCAAAGAUCAGGAGAAUUUUAGUACACCGAGCUACACAGACAUAUUUCCAGACGUACCAUUUCCGAGGAAACCAAGAGGUCCAGGAAAAGGACGAGAAUACAAGCGGCGACUGGAGGAGAUGGACCUCACCAGAGUAUACGAUCCCAAUGGAAGCAAGAUCUGCGUGAAAGCGGUUGCGGUCUGGGAUACAGUAGGGGCUCUCGGCAUACCCAGCGUGUCUCUUGUAUCAAGACUCGGAUUGUCCCAUUCGUCAAAAGAAUACAAGUUUUAUAACACUAAUCUCUCAAGUAUCGUCAAGCAUGCCUUCCAGGCGUUAGCGCUUGAUGAGCGUCGUCGUCCUUUUGCUCCUGCUGUGUGGGAAAGAAAGAGUACCAGCAGAGACGUGUCGACCGAUUUGAGACAAGUUUGGUUUCCUGGGGCACACAGUAAUGUUGGGGGUGGUUAUGAUGAUCAGGAACUAGCAAAUGUUUCCCUCGCAUGGAUGAUGGAUCAGUUAGCCUCGAUUGGUGUAUCAUUCUUAGAUGAGGCUAUUGAAAUCGCUUAUGAGCAAAAUGCCCAGUAUUAUGUGAGGGAAGGCAGCAGUCAAAACUCCCGCAUGAGCCGAAAAGAGAAACAGUGGGCGAUCACCCCUAUCUACGAGAAGCAUCGACCGGUAAGACCAUGGGCGCUCGGCAAGAUAUACGAUUCGUCGUCAGCCAUCUAUACACUUGCUGGUAAGCAGUGGCGGACUCCUGGAUUAUAUUUUUGCGCAGAUCCAGAAACUGGUCUACCGACUAGUAAGCCAUUGGAGAAUACGAAUGAACGCAUUCAUAGCUCCGUUCGGGUUCGGCUAGAGCUCGAGGGGCUUGGACUUGAUGAUAAUGGGCUGUAUGAAGCAAACGCCUUACCAAAGAAGCUUUGGAACCUUCGUCGCGUCAGGAUUAAGGUGCAAGAUCCUAUUCCACCCAAUGCUAGUUGGAGCGCUGGCACGCCUCCGUCUGAUAGGAAGCCAGACGAUAUGAGGUGGAUCUGGGAGUAUUGUGGUCCAGAAGAUAAUGCUCCCAAAAAGGCAUACAUGGUGGAGGAAAGUCUUGGUCCAUAUGAAAGAAAAUUGCUAUUGAUGAACAAGGGACGAAAUCAAACCAAACGCCGCAAAAAGCGCAGAAAAGCCCCAACAGGCAUCUCUACCACUACCACACGCAUAACAGAAGAAACAGCUCGACUUAGCGGCACACCCACGCCUCUUCCCUACCGCGAAAAAGACCGCUUCCGCGAAAAAAUCAUCGUCCACGAGGAAGAACUUCAUGAUGAAUAUGUUGAUGAUCCUCGUGGUCCACCUCCCCCUUUUCGUGAGAAGAUCCCGAGAACUCCACCACCGCUUGUACCACCCUCGCCGCCUAUAAUUGAUGAAAGAAGAGAGAGGAUGAGGUAUGAGAAACGGGAGAAUCGAACGCCGGAAAUGCAUUCUCCAAGAUCUUCUAAUGCGGGGAUGAGGUAUAGGGAGUUUGAUGCUGUUGACAGGGAGAGGGAAGGCGGUUUUGAGAGGCCCGGGGGUGGGAGAGAAGAGUUCGCGAGGGUGAGCCGUGAGGAGUUUGGACGCGGGAGUCAGUAUGGAAGGGGGAGUAGAGAGGAGUAUAGGGAUUUUGAAAGGCAGCCUACAGCCAGAGAUCGGGAGUAUGAGAGGGAACGGAGGGGUACUUUGCGGUGA
Molecule: messenger RNA, 2121 nt
Organism: Glarea lozoyensis ATCC 20868
Lineage: Eukaryota; Fungi; Ascomycota; Leotiomycetes; Helotiales; Helotiaceae
Exons: 7
Coding region: 1-2121 (706 amino acids)
Source: RefSeq, a predicted model, not a curated record